AUAUUAUACGUAAUGUACAGACUCACUCACAUGAUGGUGUAAUAUUCUCUUCAGCUUUUCUGCGCCACUGGCUCAUCCCUUCCACCGAGCUUCCAACUUCUGUGCGUCUCUCUCUCUCUCUCUUCCUAGUUUUCUACCGCCAUCUCCCUCCUUCGCCGAACUGAGAGUUCAAAGCCGGCAUGGAAAUUCUCACGAACGGAAGGGAUGAGGCCCUCAAGGGAGUGCUGGACCACCUAUCAACCCUAAUCGCUGCAGCCGAUUCAAUCAAGCAGGAGGAUGACAACUUCCGUCGAUAUGCCGACUACAUGAUCCACGUACAAGAACUUCUUGUCAAACUUCAAUCGCAGCAGGCGACGAUCGAGCUUGCUCGCUUGCUACGGAGAAUCGAAACCGAGGUCUACUUGGCUCGAGAAAUCAUCGAUGGUUACAAAUCCAAACCCCGUCUAUUCCGUUCUUUCAUCUGUCGAUCGGUUGUUUGGAAGUUGAAUCAAUCUUCCAAGGAGAUCUACGCCGUUCUGCAGCUCCUCCCAUUCGCCCAGAUCAACACUGCUCUUAACAUCAAAGAAACGGCCGACGCGAUUAUUCAAGGUGUUGAAUCCUUACAGCUUAAGCUUUCGACUAAUUACAACGCAGUUCUAUCCAGUCUUGAUUCGCACAUCUCUGAGAACAGUGGGAAUCAACAACAAACUUCGCAUGGUUUAUUCAUGAUUAGCAGGUCAAAAGGGACCGCGAGCAGUAGCGUCUGCCCUUUGCCGAUUCAGAUCGAAGCUCGGGAACCAGAAGGUGAGAGGUCGGAUGUAGAUUCAUACCUACAAUUACCGCCAAGCUCCUUCUUCUUAUGCCCCUUGACUGGGGAGAUUCUGGUGGAUCCUGUAUCUGUGUUCUGCAACCACAGCUUUGAGAGGAAGGCGAUAGAAGAGUAUUUCGACGCGGGGCAGAACUUAUGCCCUCUUUGUAACAAGGAACUUUCCUCAACUGGGAAAUUAGAGAUCACUUCGAACUCUACGCUUCGCAACUCCAUAUUGGAGUGGAAGAAACGGGAAGAGCAGAUCAAUGCGGAGAGGAAUGCGAAGAAGAAGCUUAUAGAGGCGGCUACAAAAAUAAGCUUAGAUGACAUGGAGAACACAAAUCAAGCGCUCGGUGACCUGCACGCUCUGAUGAUAGAGAUACCAAGCUGCGUCAGUGCAGCCACGGAGAGCUCCUGUAAACUUAUUUCAAAGCUCGCAGAGCUUUUGAAGAAUAACAGCGUAGAAAAUAUUUCCACGGUGCUGAAAUGCUUGCUUCUGAUUUCUUGCUUUUCCGACGAGAACAAGGAGAUAAUAGGAAGAAGUGGAGUAAUCAAAUGCCUUCUAAAACAGAGCAUGAUGGAUCCAGCAACAGAUCCAACUGCCCUUGCUCUGUUGCUGGAUCUCUCCAGAAACAAGUCUGCUGCAGGGAAGAUUGUAGGAAUUCCAAUCUCUAUUUCCAUCUUCAUCUCCUUUUUAGACCACCCGAGCUCAACUGUAGCAGAAAUGGCGCGCACGGUGCUGCAGAACCUCUCUAUUGAUAUCAACUCCACUGUCACGAUGGCCAAGUCUGGGUAUUUCACUCCAUUCCUGGAGCACUUCAAUUCGCAAGAGAUUUCUGACGAGAUCAGAGCUCAAAUGGCAGAAAGACUAUCUCAGAUUCAGCUAACAGAAACUUCUGCAAAAAACUUACAGAAUGAACGAUUCAUGACUCACUUAACUGAGUCACUCAGUUGCAACUUUCCACCCACCAAAAUCGCCUCCCUCAACUGCAUCAAACACCUCAUAGCCUUCCAUGAACUGAAGACCUCCUUCCUCCAGAACGAAUCCGCCAUUACUGCUCUCCUAUCCCUGAUAACGACCAAAUCUACAGAUGAUGAAACGAAGCAGAAAGCAGUAGAGAUUCUGAUCUCACUCAUUCAAACAACUCAACCUAGCCAUCCCAGCUUCCGGCCUCUCUUCUCGUCCGACGGCAUACGAGAAUUGCUUCACCAGAUCAGAACCUCCGCUCCUGAGGACCAAAUCUGGCUGCUUCGCCUCCUCGCCGCUAUGGCACAGAACUCAGCUGCAGUGGGAGAGUUCAUAGUUUCCGAUCAUGGCGCAUUGAGCUUUCUCUUCUCUGCGAUCGGUUUGGAGCAGAACAGAGAUCUGAAAAUGAUAGCUCUGAAGCUAAUAUACUACAUUGCUGGAAAACAUCAUAUUGUUAUCCCUCUCCCCUCCUCCCCUUCUAAAGAAUCAAUCAUUCAUUCCCUCAUAACAAUACUCUCUGAUAGACGGGUCGCCCCGCGCCCGCCGUGGCAGCCGCUGCGGCCGGCGUCCUCGCCCAUCUUUCGCCUGAUGAUAGAAGCAUGA
This is a messenger RNA of Phalaenopsis equestris, 2357 nucleotides long. Its product is annotated as U-box domain-containing protein 44-like. Gene Ontology annotation, biological process: protein ubiquitination. The coding region runs from base 180 to 2357 and encodes 725 amino acids. The transcript has 3 exons. Gene Ontology annotation, molecular function: ubiquitin-protein transferase activity. NCBI's taxonomy places the organism in Eukaryota, Viridiplantae, Streptophyta, Magnoliopsida, Asparagales, Orchidaceae. The record is from RefSeq and is a predicted model, not a curated record.